AUGUCGGAGGCUUCCCCGAGUCCCGAUGCGUUUGAAGGCAUCCAGCUCGUUAUCUUUGACCAGUACAAGACUUUAACCGAAGGCAACUCCGACCCAGAGCGCGAGAUCAUCAGAGAGUUCAAGCUUGAGCAAGAAUACAGUCAAGUCGAGGCGGUUGUCUGUGGCACGAAGUGGGAUGAAGUUGGUGGUGAGGCGUCCUACCUGGACGCUCUGGUAGCUGGUUUGGGGCUUCCAGAUUCCAUGGAGACGCGGGACACGCUGAAAUCCAUCCUGCAGCGAGAUCAGGCCCAAGAGUCGGUGGUGCCAGAAGCAGCAGGGGUUCUGCAAGAACUUAAGGGACGCGGCUACCAGCUGGCUAUCCUCUCAAAUGCUGCAACGCCACAAUACACGCAUGUGCUGCAGCAUGAGAGCUUACGAGAGAUUCUGGACCCCGCGCUGUGCUUCUUUUCGUUUCAGCUGGGACUUGUGAAGCCAGAUCCGCGGGUCUUUGACCGAAUUUGCGAAGCGGCGCGCGUUCCCAAAUCUGCCUCCCUGAUGGUCGGCGACAGUGUCAGGAGCGACUUCAAUGGCUCGCAAGCAGCUGGCGUGGCAAAGCAAGUGCUGCUGGACCCCAGAGGUGAGCACGCCGACGUUCACCCAAGAAUCGUCGGGCUGUCAAAGUUGCUCGACUUGCUGCCUCCCAUGCAAAAGACAGAAAGGAACUCGACAUUUCGCUUAUGA
Messenger RNA from Symbiodinium natans, 720 nucleotides. The record is from the annotation of a GenBank genome assembly. NCBI's taxonomy places the organism in Eukaryota, Dinophyceae, Suessiales, Symbiodiniaceae.